AUGAUGUUGAUGAUUAGGAUAUUGUUCAUUAUCGCCAACAUGGUAGUUAGUACUUUUGCAUGGUAUUCUAACUCUAGUAUAGACGAGACAAUAACGUCUUCGAUUUUGAACCAUUCUAAUUACUCAAUUUCCAACUAUUACACGUCUAAUGCGGCUAUCCAAACAAUAUCUACGGUCCCUCUUAGUACCAAACACCACAUUAAUCAGACCAGUACCACCUCAACUGUAACUGCGUCUAGUACAACCCAUUUUGUUAAUAGUACAACCGCCCACCUAACACACAAAACUGAUACUAGCGUUAUAAGUGGUGACACUACCAUCAUAUUUACAUCAUGGUUUCCAGUUAGUACUGUGCACGCUACGUCUGCUGCCGCAAAUACAACGGACUCUAGUAUAUCUAGGGGAAUGGAUUCUCAAACGAGUGCAACACGUGGAACACAAAGCUCUGAUAAAACCAACUCAGGUUUUGUUAUUGAUACCACCUCCAGGUCGUAUGGUUACCCAAAUAGCACAUCCGGCAAUAUAGGAUCAGAUGUUUCUUCUACAUUUACGUCCAUAUCCAUUACCGAUACCGAUACGACGACUGAAUCAACAAUCUCUACGCCGAAAACAGGCCACAACGAAUCAACAACAGAGAAAACCUCGCUUCCAACUGAAAUACCAACUGAAAUACCAACUGAAAUACCAACCGAAACAGACGGCCCAUCAAGUGCUAGCACCGCCACCACUACUGAAAGCACCUCAUCUACCCACUCAUCUAGUUACCAUGGUUCUGCUACCUCGCCAAAAACUAGUUUAUGGAAUGCGUGUAUCGGUAUCCUAGUUAUUCUGCUCCAGUAA
Molecule: messenger RNA, 840 nt
Organism: Eremothecium cymbalariae DBVPG#7215
Lineage: Eukaryota; Fungi; Ascomycota; Saccharomycetes; Saccharomycetales; Saccharomycetaceae
Exons: 1
Coding region: 1-840 (279 amino acids)
Source: RefSeq, a predicted model, not a curated record